CAGCCAGUGGUCAUUUGGGCCUAAAAGCUGCUCAAGCAGAUUCUGUGUUCAUGCGAUACACAAACAGAGAUCUAUGACUUAUUUGAAAUAUAUACGUGACAAAAACCUAGCAAUCAAAAAAGAAAGGGCCAGAAUUGAUCCAGAAGGGGGCACCCAGCAACAACAUCCAAAGAAGAAGUCGGUUGCCUAGCGACCAGUGGACGCGUAUUGGCAGCUAGCAAGCUAAGCGUUGGGCUAACACGGUGUUCAUGUCCCAGAAACAGAACCUCAAAUGCCUCUGAAAAGAAGAGGACCGUUGCAACUCGUCCAAAGAGAUGUGGAUGAAGUCAAAAGACAGGUUGACAUUCUGGAGAAGAAUGUGAAGGGCCAGCAUGGAUCUCAAGAAGAGGCAUUUCAUAGAUGCCAAGAGCUGCAAACCUCUGCACAAAAGAUACUAAACACUCUACAGAAAUUGACAAAGGCUGAUGAGCUGGCUCCAGUUGGGAACUACGAUCAGAGGAAACUAGAAGAGGAGAGACGCUUACAAAAUGUCGUGGAGCGUCUGGUCACUUUGUCUCUGGAGCUUUCACCCCCAGGCCCCAGCACUCAAACUGGCAGUGCUUUAAAAGAAGACACAGACAACAAUAGCGAAGGCGACAUCGAUGAUGAUCUUGAGGAAGACAUCGACAGUGAUGGUAAAGAUGACGGAGAAGCGAAUACAUCCGAAAAGCCACCCUCUCAGUCAGCGCCUCAGAUCUACACGGUCCUCAGUGAUUUUAAAGCAGAGCAGCAAGGAGACCUGUCUGUUCAGAGAGGAGAAGUGUUAAAGAUAAUAAAAAAAUCAGCAGAUGGAUGGUGGCUGGCCCAAGACCCCAAAGGGAACAGAGGGGUUGUUCCAAGAACCUUUCUGAAGAUAGGCUCUGGUGUUAAAGAUGAUGAUGAAGACGAUGAUGAAGACGAUGAUGACGACGACGAUGAUGACGACGACGAUGAUGACGACGAUGAUGAUGAUGAUGAAAUCCAGCAGUCAGGACAGGAGGAGGAGGAGGAAGACGAGGAAGAUGAAGACCAGAAUGAUAAUGGAAACAAAAGUAACGCUUCUAACUGGUCAACCGUCCGAAAGGCUCUGACUGAGAUUGAUACAACCGACGUGCUGUCAGCGAUGGGAGCCAUACCUUCAGGAUUCAGGCCGUCAAGUCUGAGUAAACUGCUGGCAGAAGAAGGUGAGAGAUACAGAGGAAGUCGUUAUGUUCAACCUGAGCUCAGCCAAUCACAGCUGUCCUUCAAAGAUCUCUUCUUAGACCCAGACACCGGCAGGGUCCGUGCUCGCCAGGUCGGGAUUUGCGUCUGUUUUAGUUUGUGGAGCUGCAAGAUGAUUCCCACUCCAGGAGUCGGGGUUCAGGUUCUCAGCAGACACGUCCGUCUGUGUGCCUUUGAUGGAACACAGGUGUUGAGCAACAUCCACACAGUGAGAACAUCAAACACCUCAAAGAGCCCAAAGACAUGGAGCUUCUCUCCAAGGAUGACCAGCAUCCUGCCAACUGUCCUGGAUGGAGACUGUUUCCUUCGCUGCAACUCGUCGUCUCCGAACAUUGGAAUACUUUUUGAACUUGGAGUUACUUUUAUACGAAACUCGACGGGCGAGAGAGGAGACCUGAGCUGCGGCUGGGCCUUCCUCAAACUAACUGAUGACGGCGGAAACCCACUCCCAAACAGGACCUAUGAACUACCAGUAAAUGGGGGGACACCUUAUGAAAAGGAUGUUACAUUGGAAGCACCCAUUUCGAGAAGAUCUCCAGGCGGCGUUUUCCAGCAGAUGCUCCAAGCCCGUCGGCAGCCCAAACUGAUUGUUAAGAUGAAAUCGGCAAACAGCAGGAUCAGAACGCAGCUCAGUCUCCUUCCAGACACCCUGCUGCACUGUCUGAGCUGCGUGCACCUGCUGGUUUUGCACCGGCAGCUGUUGGCCGACACACUGCUAAUGGACAGACCCACCAUGCAGAAUGCAGAUCUUAUAUGCAGUCCAAUACUCUCAACUUUCCCUGUGCUGUUGGACCAGACAGACCUGCUAGAUGCCCUGAGGAGUGCCUGGCUGGAAGCUGAGACCAACAUGAGCAGAGCACAGAAGAGAGACGUAUCCCAUCUGAAGCAGGAGUUUAGUAAAAUCUACAUGUCAUCCGUGUAUUUCCUGCUCCACUCACCUUCCCUGCCCUCCUAUCGCUGGGCUGACCCGCCCUCAGAAGAACAGCGGGCCAGAGUCAUCUACUCCACCUUGGAGGCCCUGAAGAACUACCAGCAAACCACCAGCCAAUCAGGAGCUCCUGCAGUCUUUUUUGACCCCUCCCAUUCACAUCUUGCUUUUGAUGUCCAGGAGUUGACAUUUGACCUCCUUUGUGCGACACGGUAACAAUAACAUCACCUCCAUGACUGAAACUGCCAGUGAUUGCCAGGGCUGGAUAUAGGAAAAUGUAUUCUACCCAUAUAGCUUGAUGGCUAUGUACAAAUCAACUUACAGGAUUUUGGGCAUUGUCCACAUGAAAAUAAAGUUUUUCCAAAACA
This is a messenger RNA of Fundulus heteroclitus (mummichog), 2535 nucleotides long. It is a transcript of the gene nphp1, whose product is annotated as nephronophthisis 1. Gene Ontology annotation, biological process: protein localization involved in establishment of planar polarity. The coding region runs from base 272 to 2383 and encodes 703 amino acids. Gene Ontology annotation, molecular function: protein binding. Lineage: Eukaryota; Metazoa; Chordata; Actinopteri; Cyprinodontiformes; Fundulidae. The transcript is spliced from 20 exons. The record is from RefSeq and is a predicted model, not a curated record. Gene Ontology annotation, cellular component: cytoplasm; cilium.